This is a messenger RNA of Amoebophrya sp. A120, 2931 nucleotides long. The record is from the annotation of a GenBank genome assembly. Lineage: Eukaryota; Dinophyceae; Syndiniales; Amoebophryaceae.
CUUUUUGUUUCUUCGCAGCAACGUCAACCUGAAUGAUGAAUAACAAUAAGUAAUAUCAUCCAUGAAUGAAUAGCAAACCGCCACUUGUUGUUUGGCGUGGAAAGAUAAAGAACACCAAGAGGUGUCUCGUCGGUCGCAUAGGGAGCCGCAAACGCUAUCGAGAAAGGUAUCUGUGCCGUGUAAGUGCGGACCUUCGGAGAAACUGCGAGAGAACAAGUGCAACAAGCAAGUGUAAAAAAUCUAAGUUUCGUGAUACAGUUGUAAACAAACGGGCAUCUCUCAACAUGAAGUAUCAGCGGGGCCGCGUGAAUGACGUGCAAUUGUGGACGAGUUUGCGGUCCUCCUCGUCCGGAUUGUUAUGCACUAAAACAAGCACUGUGGUUUCCGUCAUCGCGUUGCUCUUAUCUUGUUUCCCAGCACCAGCUCCUGCCACGGCUGCGUCUCAGACCUUGCUGCAGUCUAUAUUCGCGCAGCAGCAGCAGCAGCUUGGUAACACAGGUGCCGUCGUGCGGAGCCACCGCCACAGCGCGCCGGCGUCAGCGAGAGAGUCCAGGGUGAACCUUAAAGUGAAGUUUGCUUCCCCGGACGAGUCGCAAAAGGAAGUGACCAUUACGCCUCAAAUGUACCUCUUUCAGUCCCGCCGUACUAUUUCGGGCCCGGAUUUUUCGCUACCACUCCAGUUUUCCUUGCAGCACCCGACCAGAUUGGUGCUGUUCAAUUUUCGAUGGCCUGCGCACGACUAUGCGGUGUUUCAUGCCGGAAAAACGGUCAUUGCAGCCUUCGCCGGGAUAUCCUGUGCAAAAGUAAAGUACUCGUAGAAAUCCAAGCCUUGCAUUACAAAUCUUGUUCCCAGGGCAAAUCUGCAUUUACAAAUUUUAUUUCUCAUGCUGAGGAAAUUUUAAUUUGUAAAUGCAUUUAUACGAGAAGUGCGAUACUUUUGCAGUUCAUACGGGAUGCGGUUUGCCGUGCCACCGGGGAGCAGCUUCCGACCGCCAUCUGCGGCACUAAACCCCCAGAUUUUUUAUGCUGCAGGAAUUUUUCGAUGGUUGCGUAUCUUCCACCGUUCCGAGCUUGAUGGCUGCUUUUUCUGAGCGAUUUAGAAAGAUAGGUAUUGGAAGUAAAGGCACGAAAAAAAACCGCCAUGUAUUGGCCUUCGCAGGUAUUUUCAUGGAUGGGACUCCCGCUUUUUUUAUUAAUUUAGAAUACUGCAACUUGUUGCUUCUUAAUUUCGUUGUCGUGUUCUGUUCAAUAGCGCACAUCAAGAGGAACGGUGAUGGUCAGGGAAGAAAAUGAUUUGCCAACACCAUAUUGCCGAUUUCGAGGACUAUGUAACGUUGGCGUCGAAAGCUUGCGAAAGUCAAGAAGAGGCCCAGAUCAACAUGGACUUGCUGCAGAACAAAUUCGGUAUAGAAGUACUGCAGCUUUAAUGCCUUUAACUUGGUGCUGACUUGGUUUUUGUGCAAAUUGCAAUUAUCGAAAAAGUGAACAUGUUGUUGGGUUUGCGUUUUUUUCGUACGAUAAGCGCGUCAUGCUUCCGCAUCAUAGAGACGGUGUCCGAUAAUAGACAGGAAUGCUGUACUUCUAGCAGUCGUUGAAAAUUAGAAUAUCUUCAGGUGUGAUGCACUUUGCGAAGUACAACCUCGGCGGGAAUCCGCUUUUGGGCGGGGUUGGCGCCCAUCAUGGUAGCAUUCUGAUGGACUUCCCCGUUGUCGACUUCCCCAGCAACAGAAUGAAAGUGUUUAUCCGGAGAAAAAUGAUUCGAAUUCAUUGUCAUCGAGAGGCCAGCGUCCUACGGGUCGGUCUACUUCUUCUAGAAAUGCAAUGACUGUGUCCGUGUCCCCGAGGCAGAAAAGAAGAUAGUGCAUGAACAACUUUUAUUGCUGUAGUUUGGUCUUGGCGUAGUUUUUCCUUCGACUCAUUUCUCCCUUCGCAUACCUCUGCGCAUGGAAGUCGCCCGGGGCGGCUCGAAUGUGUACAGCAACCCGGUGCCGGGCACGGAUGCCGCUCACGGGCAGAUGUACAGUUACGCGCGACUCGGGUACCUGCUGCCCGACAAAACUCCAAAGGAUUUUUACGACCUGGCGAACGUGGUGAUUCACAAGCACCAGGACAUCGCUUCCGGGUACGACCUGCUCUCGUCCAACUGCUUGCAUUUCGCGUCCUCCUUUGCCGCGAUAGCGGUGAGCUCGCAGACCCUGAAUCUCCAGGUGCUGCCCCAGGACGCGGAUCGCGAGAUCAUGAAGGACGCAAAUUGCUUGGCGCGGGCGGGGAAUGCUAUCCGACAGGGCCUCGUGCAGGCUGGCUUGGAGUACGUGGUGGGCGGCGCCCCCCUGCAACAGGGCAAUAUGCCCUUCGAUGACCUCAGCAAGACCCAGCUGAAGCAAAACGUGUGGAAGCAAAAGAAAAACAAGAGAAGGGGGAUCUGUUGCGGAUAAGGGGUCGUCUUCAAACAAGUAGAACAGCAGAGUUUGUUAUUUCCGAACACCAGAAUUCCCUUUCGCUUCGUCUAGCUCUAGCUCGUUUCCCUUUCCUUUGUUUUGCUUGUCUUCUAGAGCAGAGACACAAUAGCCGUGUUGUACACGCUUGUUUUUUAUUUCACAUCUGAGCACAAAUGAACAUUGAGAUGAGCAGCCAGCAUCUCUUUAGAAGUCGGAAGCGACCCGUUUCAUCCGUGUAUAGAAGUUUCUGCCAUCUGCAUCUGCUGUCGCACGGUCCGUGGCUCCGAGGGUUCUCCUCGCAGUGGCCUUUUGCCAUGCACUGACACUUUCUGCUAGCUGUAUUUUCGCGGUUUCGUACUCUGUAUGUACGACCUUCUGCAAAACGCAAACCAAGCAAUCGAUUUUUGUUUCAUCAUGAAAACUGUUGUCUGCAAAACGGAAAAGAAAUCAAGAUAAGCACCAUCCUCAACACAAGAGAAACACACUGGCACAU